GUCAUGGGAUGUGGUUCAUCACAUCGAAAACUUCACGAUCCAUCAUCUUAUGCACCACCAACUGAAAUUUCAAUAAAAGCUGCCAUUUUAAUCCAAAAAUGGUACAGACGUUGCAUGGCACGUUUAGAAGCACGACGUCGUGCAACGUGGAGUAUAUUCACAGCAUUGGAGUAUGUCGGUGAACAAGAUCAAUUAAAGUUGUACAAUUUUUUCAGCGAACUAAUCGAUACAUUGAAUGAAACGAAAGAUAAUUUACAUCGUUGCACCUCACUAGCACAAGCUUUAUCGCAACAUACCUCAUCAACAACAAAUGAAGCAUCGGAUGAAAAAAAAUUACUGGAAAUGACUCAGCCGGAAUCAUUCAAAAUCGAAAAAGGCUACAAAGGUCCCAAUAUUUCACUGCCACUCAAAAAAAUUCACAUUGAUCAAAUGAUGGAUGCUUUCAAAAAUAAUAAAAUAAUGCAUAUCAGUUACAUAUUAUUAAUAUUACAUGAAGCUCGACGGGUAUUCAAAGCGCUUCCGACAGUUGUUGAAAUAUCAACAUCACUUUCAAAACAAAUUACUGUCUGCGGAGAUUUGCACGGAAAAUUCGAUGAUUUAUCCAUUAUUCUCUUUAAGAAUGGUUAUCCAUCAAUUGAUAAUCCAUAUAUAUUCAAUGGUGAUUUCGUUGAUCGUGGUACUCAAUCUAUAGAAGUAUUCGUGGUACUUUGCGCAUUUGUAAUCCUAAAUCCAUCAUCAGUAAUACUAAAUCGUGGUAAUCAUGAAGAUCAUGUCAUCAAUUUACGAUAUGGAUUUGUGAAAGAAAUAAUGACAAAAUAUAAGGAAUCAGCAAAUGCAUUAGUGAAAUUGUUGGAAGAUAUCUUCUCAUGGUUACCACUUGCAACGAUUAUUGAUAAUAAAAUAUUUGUUACACAUGGUGGUAUUUCGGAUACAACAAACUUAGAUGAGCUGAAAAAUUUACCACGAUAUCGAUAUGGAUCAGUGCUCAGGCCACCCUUUUAUUUUGAUGGUAUGCAAAGGAAAAGUGUUGAUAAUAAAGAAUGGAAAUUAAUUUUGGACAUAUUAUGGAGUGAUCCAAAAGAGCAGAAUGGUUGCACGGCAAAUAUUUUUCGCGGUGGUGGAACAUAUUUUGGUCCCGAUAUUACCCAGACAUUUCUUGAGAAGAACCAACUGGAUAUGAUUGUUCGAUCACAUGAAUGCAAAUAUGAAGGAUAUGAAUUGACACACAACAAUAAAUUAUUAACCAUAUUUUCGGCUUCAAAUUACUACGAAUACGGUAGUAAUCGAGGCGCAUAUGUUAAAUUUCUUGGUGCUAAUCAUGAACUACAUUUUGUACAAUAUCAAGCUACUAAAGCACAUCGACAAGCUAUUAGCGCAAAAGAAAGGAUUGAUGCUGUCGAACAAUCAGCUAUGCAAAAUUUACGAACGCAGUUGGAUGUACACAAUAAGCAACUACAAAAUGAAUAUGAAAUUUUGGAUCCAACAAAUACUGGUAAAAUUUCAAUUCAUAAAUGGUGCAAAUGUGUUGAAAGUGUUUCUGGCCUUAAUUUGCCAUGGUAUUCAUUAGCUCCACGACUUGUCACCGUAACCGAUGGUGGUAAAAACGUAUUAUACAAGCAAAACUCUUCAUCAGCUGUACAAAUUUUUAGUGGUAACAAGAAAAUCAUGCAGAAGAAACCGCAUGUGGUAGAAACAUUGUAUAGGCAUAAAAAUACUCUUGAAGCAUUGUUCCGUUUCAUGGAUAAGGAUAAUUCAGGCGUUGUAACCGUAGCUGAAUUCGUCGAUGCAUGCAAAAUUUUGGGUCAAUAUACUCGUAACCCAUUAAAAGUACCUCAUUUGGAACAAAUAGCGGAAAGUAUUGAUUUCAAUAAAGAUGGUUAUAUCAACCUGAACGAAUUCUUGGAAGCAUUCCGCCUUGUUGAUCAAGGAACCGUCUAAUAUGAUUGCAUUUAUCCUCUCUAAUGUGAUGCUCAUUGAUUAUCCAUCCAAUCAAUUAUUGAC
Loa loa (African eye worm) is the source of this 2001-nucleotide messenger RNA. Its product is annotated as serine/threonine-protein phosphatase. Gene Ontology annotation, molecular function: protein serine/threonine phosphatase activity; calcium ion binding; iron ion binding. The coding region runs from base 4 to 1938 and encodes 644 amino acids. Gene Ontology annotation, cellular component: cytosol; nucleus. The transcript is spliced from 14 exons. The record is from RefSeq and is a predicted model, not a curated record. Lineage: Eukaryota; Metazoa; Nematoda; Chromadorea; Rhabditida; Onchocercidae. Gene Ontology annotation, biological process: detection of stimulus involved in sensory perception.